AUGCCGCCCGAGACCACACCUGCGCGGUUCGCCCGCCUGCGUCGUGCUCCUCGGCCCCUUGCUCCCGAGGCACGCCUGCGCGGUUCACCCGCCUGCGUCGUGCUACACGGCCCUCCAGCUCCCGGGACACGCUUGCGUGGUUUGCCCACCUGCGUCGUGCUCCUCGGCCCCUUGCUCCCGAGGUACGCCUACGCGGUUCACCCGCUUGCGUCGUGCUGCACGGCCCUCUGGCUCCCGGGACACGCCUGCGCGGUUCGCCCGCCUACAUCGUGCUCCUCGGCCCCUUGCUCCCGAGGUACGCCUGCGCGGUUCACCCGCCUUCGUCGUGCUGCUCGGCCCCCUUUGCUCCCGAGGCACGCCUGCGUGGUUCACCCGCCUGCUACACGGCCCUCCGGCUCCCGGGACACGCCUGCGCGGUUCGCCCGCCUGCGUCGUGCUCCUCGGCCCCUUGCUCCUGAGGUACGCCUACGCGGUUCACCCGCUUGUGUCGUGCUGCACGACCCUCUGGCUCCCGGGACACGCCUGCGCGGUUCGCCCGCCUGCGUCGGGCUCCUCGGCCCCUUGCUCCCGAGGCACGCCUGCGCGGUUCACCCGCCUGCGUCGUGCUGCACGGCCCUCCGGCUCCCGGGACACGCCUGCGCGGUUCGCCCGCCUGCGUCGUGCUCCUCGACCCCUGCUCCCGAGGCACGCCUGCGCGGUUCACCCGCCUGCGUCGUGCUGCACGGCCCUCCGGCUCCCGGGACACGCCUGCGGAGUGCGCCCGCCUGCGUCGUGCUCCUCGGCCCCUUGCUCCCGAGGCACGCCUGCGCGGUUCACCCGCCUGCGUCGUGCCACUCGGAACUCUGGCUCCCGGGACACACCUGCGCGGUUCACCCGCCUGCGUUGUGCUCCUCGGCCCUCGGCUUUACGCCGCCCGAGACCACACCCGCGCGGCCACUCCGCCUGCGUUGUGCUCCUCGGCCCUCGCCGGCUCCCUAA
This is a messenger RNA of Musa acuminata AAA Group (dessert banana), 978 nucleotides long. RefSeq lists its product as uncharacterized. The coding region runs from base 1 to 978 and encodes 325 amino acids. The transcript has a single exon. Lineage: Eukaryota; Viridiplantae; Streptophyta; Magnoliopsida; Zingiberales; Musaceae. The record is from RefSeq and is a predicted model, not a curated record.